CUGGAGUACUUUCGUCUGGAGCUGCAGCCGGGGUACCAGUCCCACUCACAGGGAGAUGACAGUAAUGUGGUACUUCGCACCCUGGAGCGGGUGGCGGCCGCGGCCGGCGGUGUCGGGCGCUGGGCGAGGACGAGGGCGGCUCUCCGGGGCGCUGGGCGGCGCGGCACUAGUUGCUGGACUGGUGUCCCCUGCGCUCCCUGCGCGCGUCGCUGGCAGCACUUCACCCGAGCCGGAGUGCGGGAGGCUCCCCGGGAAUGGGAGGGCGCCAGCGGCCUCCGCGGCUGCUUCUGUAUAUUAUUGUGACUUGGGCUAUUUCCUGUUUAGAGCUUUGAGAGAAGGGGAAAAAAAAUCCAGGGUGGGGGCAGGGGGAAUUGGGCGGUGGCGAGCCAGAGAGCGGCGGCCGGGAGGGGAAGGAGGUGGGCGGCGGCUGUCACCUUCUUCCUUGAGACCGGAGGGUUCUGGGCGCCCGAGACCCGGGAGGAAGAAGCAGCUGCUCGCAACGCUACUUUGCGGUGUGGGGAAGGGCGGACAGGGUGGGCCUGCACGGACGCCACCCAGCGGUGGGGCAGGGGCCGCGGCCGCCUAGGAGACGUUUGUCACUGGAGUCCGCGCGCCCACUUUGCCGCCUCUUUUCUUUUACACAGAACUGCAGCUGAGCUUCUUUUCAGAGCGGGUGCAAGAGGAAUUUGCUGGGCUUCUUUCUCUAUGCGUGCCCAGGUCCGCUUCCUGAUCCUCUCCAGGGUGUGGGCAAGGAGGAGGUCAGCUCCUCUACGCUUCAAAGCCCCCGGGAAGCAUGGUUGUGGACCACUGUGGGUGCGCGGAGGGCUCUUGGAG
This is a messenger RNA of Chlorocebus sabaeus (green monkey), 834 nucleotides long. The record is from RefSeq and is a predicted model, not a curated record. Lineage: Eukaryota; Metazoa; Chordata; Mammalia; Primates; Cercopithecidae.